Molecule: messenger RNA, 12262 nt
Organism: Synchiropus splendidus (mandarinfish)
Lineage: Eukaryota; Metazoa; Chordata; Actinopteri; Syngnathiformes; Callionymidae
Product: neural-cadherin
Exons: 37
Coding region: 192-8978 (2928 amino acids)
Biological process (GO): homophilic cell-cell adhesion
Cellular component (GO): plasma membrane; cell-cell junction
Molecular function (GO): calcium ion binding
Source: RefSeq, a predicted model, not a curated record
GCGAGGAGGAGGAAAGACCGCACCAAACUUCUCCUAGACGCGCUCAAGGAUGGAGCUCUCUCACGCUCGCGUUGCACGGGAAGUUUCGGAUCACUAACGGGAAACCAGCGACCUUCUGCGGAGCGAGCGCACGCAUGGGUUUCUCGGUGCCGUCGGCGUGUUAGUGCAGUGGAGCCUGACGCAUCCAAGUCAUGAUCCUGCUCACGCUGUUGCCACUUUUGCUCUCUGGCGCGCUCGGAAACAGAACCACGUCGCAGGUGCCGUUCUUCCACGGCCAUGUGUUCGAGAACUCCUCGCCCGGCUCCCGGGUCAACGGUCUGUCGGUCCCGUUAAAGCGACUCAACUCGCACUGGCUGUGCGGCUCCGCUCCCGACCCGGCGCACUUUAAACUGCUCGGAGACGGGAGCCAGAAUUUCCGAGUGCUGGCGCACCACGCGCGCGGACAUGUUUUGGUGAAAACUUCUGGGGUUCUGGACCGCGAGGAGCGGGCUGAGUACGCGCUGCGUCUCGCCGUCUGCUGCGGCCAGACGGAAGGGAACGGCGAGCCUCCGGUGGUAGCCUCUUUUAAAGUGGACGUUCUGGACAUCAACGACCACCAGCCGACCUUUCCUGCAGCGGACGUGAAGCUGAGCGUGGACGAUGCCACCGCGCUCCGCACCGCCGUGUACGCGGUCAGCGCGCGGGACAACGACAGCGGGAAGAACGCGGAGCUCAUCUACUUCGUUUUACCCAAAAACGGGAGUUUCUACGCGGUGCCCAAGACCGGCGAGAUCCUGCUGGUGGACUCCAUCCUCGGCUUGGAUGAGCCUAUCAAGUUGGAGGUGUUCGCCCGGGAUCGAGGCUGGCCAGCUCGGACUAGCGAGGGCGUCUCGGUGGAGAUCAGUCCACGGCAGUGGCCCCUGGGGACGCGCGCGCGGCAGCCGAGACGAACGUCCAGGUCUGUCCUGGAGUCGGACACGCCGGUUUUCAUCAACGUUUCCGAGGACGCGGGCAUCGGGUCAGUGGUGAUGAACCUGAAUCCGGUCAAGUUCCAGUCCGCCACGUUCGAGCUGGUGGAGCCGGACGCGGAGAGCUCGCCGGUGAGCGUGAGUCGUGACACCGGGGAUAUAGUCAUCACGCGGAAACUGGACCGGGAGACCGAACCUCUGGUGGAGAUCAGCGUCAAAGUUCAGGACAAAAGAGGUCAAGAGUGGUACUUAGUGCGAGUGGAGCUGACUGUGACUGACGUGAACGACAAUGUCCCGGAAUGGAACAUGGUCCCGUCUCCGUAUCUGGCAGUCGUGUCUCCUGACGCGCCCGCGGGCUCUCUGGUCUACAAGCUCUAUGCUGAGGAUGGGGAUGAAGGCAACAAUGGGGAGGUGGAGUACUUCCUGUCUGACGGUGGCGAUGGUCGCUUCGAAGUGGACCGGAAGAGCGGCCAGUUGAGAACCACUGGCCUCCCGCUGCAGAGGGACAGGGAGUAUCUCCUGACCGUGGUGGCCGCGGAUCGGCUGGGAAGCCGCAGCGCUCCGGCUGUGAUCUCAGUGGUGGCAGGAGCUCGGCCCCCUCAGUUCACCAACGCUUCCUACACCAUCGCUCUGCCAGAGAACACACCGGAAGGACAACCCUUCUUGGUGACCCCGGCCGUGUCUUUCCAGAAGAAAGCCAUCAGCUACAGUCUGGUCAUCAAUCCCAGCAGCCUCUUCACCAUCUCCGCGGAGACGGCCGAGAUCAGCCUGACGCGCUCCAUCGACUAUGAAAGCGACCAACACCGUUACUUGCUGCUGGUGCGGGCCGGCGAAGGCAAGGACAGCAUGAGCAGUGCGGCUGAGGUGCGCGUUAUCAUUGUGGAUGAAAACGACUGUGUCCCAGAGUUUCUCCAAUCGAUUUACAGCAAGGACGGCGUUCCAGAGACCGUGAUGACGGCGACGUCUCUCCUGCAAGUCUCGGCCAGCGACUGUGACUCUGAGAAGAACGCUGAGUUGACCUACUACACCCUGAGCCCAGACUUCACCAUCUCCCCGCACGGAACCAUCUUCCCCGCCGGAGCCCUGGAUUACGAGAGGCCAAAUCACCUGUACGAGUUUGUGGUGAUGGCGGUGGAUAAGGGAGACAUCCCUCGCACCGGCACUGCCACUGUACGGAUCAGGAUGGCCAAUGUCAACGACGAAGUGCCAGAGUUCUCCCAACACAUAUAUCGAACAUUUGUCUCGGAGGAUGCUGGUCCAAACACGCUCGUGGCCACUGUCCUUGCCAAGGACCCAGACGGCGACGGCAUAAUGUACAGGAUCGCUUCAGGAAACGAGGAGGGCAACUUUGUCAUCGACAGCCAAAAGGGUCUGAUUCGCCUGCGCUCCAGCCCUCCGCCUCGUCUGCAGGGUGUUGAAUACGUCCUCAAUGUGACGGCGACGGAUGACAAUGCCUCAGGCGGACCCCAGGCCUUAUCAUCCACCGCACAGGUCAUUGUGGGAGUGGACGACGUGAAUAACAACAAACCUGUCUUUGAGAAGUGCCACCAGUACCGAGAGAGCACGUCGGUUCUGGAGAACCAGCCAACAGGGACGUUUGUCCUGCAGGUCCUCGCCGUAGAUGCUGAUGAGGGCUCCAAUGGAAAGGUGACAUACGGCUUCAUGCACAAAGACUCCACGGUGCCAGCUUUCAGUAUUCACCCUGAGACAGGCGUCAUACUCACUGCCAGGAAAUUUGACCGUGAACGCCAGCGAGAGUACGCCGUGACGGUGACGGCCACCGACCAGGCUGCUGACCCGCUGAUCGGCAUUUGUCAACUGACCAUCCUCAUCCUGGAUCAGAACGACAACAGUCCUAAAUUUGAGAACAUCAGAUACGAGUAUUAUCUCCGCGAGGACACGAUGAUUGGGACCAGCUUUCUGCGUGUCGCAGCUCAUGACGACGACUUUGGGACAAACGCUGCAGUCACGUAUUCUAUGUCCACUGAGCAGCCCGAGUACCUCAGAGUCAACCCCAUGACUGGCUGGGUGUAUGUCAACCAGCCCAUCUCCCAGAGGACAUACAUCACCAGGGAAAUCAUCGCUACAGACGGAGGAAACCGGAGCAGCUCAGUGGAACUGGCAGUCACCAUCACCAAUGUGAAGAAUCAGCCUCCACAAUGGGAAAAGGAUAGCUACAGUGUGGUCAUUCCUGAAAACACAGUUCGAGACACGCCCAUCGUGACCAUUAAAGCCACCUCACCCCUGGGGGACCCGAGAGUGACCUACAACCUGGAAGACGGAAUGGUACCUGAGACCAACAUGCCGGUCCGAUUCUAUCUGACCCCCAACCGGGAAGACGGCUCAGCCUCAAUCUUGGUGGCGGAACCUUUGGACUACGAGACGACUCAGAAUUUCAUGCUUCGAGUCAGAGCCCAGAAUGUGGCAGCCGUUCCGCUAGCAGCCUUUUCGACGGUCUUCAUCAAUGUCACAGAUGUCAAUGACAACGUGCCAUUUUUCACAUCCUCCAUCUACGAGGCGUCAGUCACGGAAGGUGCUGCUUCGGGAGCCUUGGUGUUCCAGGUCUCCGCCAAUGACCUGGACCUGGGACUGAACGGCAAGAUCACCUACUCGCUGCUCGAGGAUCGCAGCGGCGACCACCAAUAUUUCCGCAUCGAUCCAGAGUUGGGCUACAUCUACAGUGAGGCCGUGUUUGACCGUGAGACGAAAAGUUCAUACCUGCUGGAGGUCCAGUCCGUGGACAGCUGGGAGUCAUCGCGGCCAGGCAAACAUGGGCAGCCAAACUCUGACACGGCGUACGUUCGCGUUUUCAUCAGUGACGUCAACGACAACAAGCCAGCGUUCGCCAAGGCUUCCUAUGAAGUGGAUGUGGAUGAAGACGCCGACGUCGGCUUUGCCAUCCUGACUGUUAGUGCCAAUGAUGGGGACGAAGGUGGAAAUGCAAAACUGCGCUACCAGAUCACGUCGGGGAACACCGGAGGUGUGUUUGAUGUUGAACCGGAGGUGGGCACCAUCUUUAUCGCGCAGCCUUUGGAUUAUGAGCAGAACAAAAGGUACAAGCUCCACGUCCUCUCCUCGGAUGGCAAGUGGGAGGAUUACACCACCGUGACUGUGAAUGUGGUGAACAAGAACGACGAAGCCCCGGUGUUCACCGUGAAUGAGUACUACGGCAGCGUAACGGAGGAGCUGAAUGGGUCGCCUGUUUUCGUCCUGCAGGUAACAGCGUCCGACCCGGAUAAGGAUGCGGACCAGGAGGCCCUGCGCUACUCCCUCCAUGGUCAAGGGGCAGAGAGCGAAUUCAUCAUCGAUGAGGUCACGGGUAAGAUUUAUGCCCAGCGGACCCUCAACAGGGAGGAGCGGGCCGUUUGGCGGUUUGUCGUCCUGGCCACCGAUGAGGGCGGGGAAGGUCUGACUGGCUUCACCGAUGUCAUCAUCAACGUCUGGGACAUCAAUGACAACAUACCGGCCUUCACCUGCACUCCCAGCUGCCAUGGCGAGGUGGACGAAAACUCCGUCAUCGGCACGUCCGUGAUGGAAAUGACCGCCACGGACCUGGACGACACAGCGGUGGGGCAGAACGCGGUUCUCUCCUACAGGGUUCUGGGGAUUCUAGACACCUCAGACGUGGAUGAGGGAAGAGGGCCGACCUUCUCGGAAAUGUUUGCCAUCAACCCGACCACCGGGACCAUUACAGUUGCCAUGAAUGGACUGGACCGAGAGCAGGUGGAGUCAUACCUGCUCGUGGUGGAGGCCCGGGAUGGAGGCGGAAUGACUGGGACUGGAACUGCCACUAUUAAAAUCAAAGACAUGAAUGACCAUGCGCCGCGGUUCACCGAUCAUUCUUGCAUGGCGAGAAUCUCAGAAAACGCGGAGCCAAAUGCUGAGGUUCUGGAGCUCAGGGCGGAGGACAGGGACACGGGGGAAAACGCCCUGCUCACCUUUAGUGUCGUGGCUGGAGACCAGGAACAGAAGUUUUACAUGAUCAGUCACAAGCAGGAGCAAAGGGGGACACUGAGACUGAAGAAGCGCCUCGACUACGAGAGACACAGUGAGCAAAGGUUCAAUCUGACACUGAAGGUGGAAGAUCUCGACUUCUCCAGUUUCCUGCACUGCGUGGUUGAGGUGGAAGACUUCAACGACCACGCUCCGGUCUUCAUUCCACACUUUCUGUCUCUCUCUCCAUUACCCGAAGACAUCAGUGUGGGAACCAGUGUGGCUCAUUUAAUUGCCAGCGACUCAGACUCUGGCCAGAACCGUGAGAUCGUUUACAGCUUGCUGGAGGAGUCGGACCCAGAAGGGCUUUUCUCCAUCGACCAGUCUGGAGUGCUUUCUGUUGUUCAGCCUCUUGAUCGUGAAAGAAUGCCCCAGCACCACCUGGUGAUCAUAGCCACCGACCGCGGGGUCCCGCCAUUAGCAAGCAGCGCCACCGUCCAACUGCCGCUGCUGGAUGUCAACGAUAAUGGACCGGAGUUUGAAGCCGCUUAUUCCCCGAUUCUUUUCGAGAAUGUAGCUGGACCACAGGUAGUAGCUAUGAACCUGAGCUCCACUCUCCUCCACGCAGUGGACAAAGACUCUCCGGAGAACGGUCCGCCUUUCCAUUUCACGGUGCCACCCGACUAUCGGCACAGCAACGACUUCUACCUGCAGGACAACUUGAAUGGCACGGCGACGCUGACGGCCCUGAGGAUGUUCGAUCGAGAGCGGCAAAAAGAGUUCCUGAUCCCAAUCGUCAUGAGCGACAGCGGCCACCCAGCCAAAACUGUCACCAAUACGCUGACAGUCACCAUCGGUGACCAAAACGAUCACGCUCACGGAGCCGGGGAAAAGAGGGUUUUCAUCAACAGUCACAGAGGCCGCUUGCCCACCACAGUGCUUGGGAAGGUGUACGCUCCGGACCCCGAUGACUGGGACAACAAGACCUAUGUGUUUGAAGGACAUGCGCCGAGCUACUUCAUCCUGAAUAAGAGGACUGGCUUCCUGAUCAUCAAGGAGAACGCUCCGCCUGGGACUUACCAGUUUCAAGUUCGGGUUUCGGAUGGUGUGUGGCCGGACGCCAUCUCCACUGUGGUUGUGCACGUGAGAGAGCUGCGAGAAGAGGCCAUCUACAAUUCGGGGUCUCUCCGUCUGGCAGAUGUUACAGCCAAAGAAUUCAUUGACAUCAGAGGGAAGCAGCGGAGCCGCUACGACUUGCUGGUGGACUUUCUGUCGGAGAUGCUGUCUGUUCCUCCCAAUGACGUGAACAUAUUCAGUCUAAUGGACGUGAAGGAUCGGAUGCUGGACGUCCGCUUCGCAGUGCACGGUGGCGCCUCUUACAUCCAGCCAGAGAAGAUCCACGGCUAUCUGGCGGCGCACAAACAGAAGCUCCAGUCAUUCCUGCAGAUCGCCGUGUUGCAAAUCCGGGUGGACGAGUGUCCUGGAUCGGAAUGUGCCCGAGCCAGUGGCUGCACCAACACCUUGACCCUGAGAGACACGCCCACCGUGGUGGACUGUGGCAGCAUGAGCCUGGUGUCCUUGAUGGUGGUGUCCACCGCGGUGUGCUCCUGCCCGGGCCGAGAACUGUCCCAUCAGCCCUGCUCAGGGUAUCCGAAAAACCCCUGCCUGAAUGGAGGUGUGUGUGUGGACACUCAGCACGGAUAUAGGUGCCAAUGCCCGGCUCAAUUUGAAGGUCCAGAGUGCCAGCAGAAUAAGCACAGUUUCCAUGGCAAUGGCUAUGCCUGGUUCCCUCCCAUGAUGCCCUGCUUUCAGAGCCACAUUUCGCUGGAGUUUAUCACGGACGUGCCUGACGGAGUGCUGCUCUACAGCGGGCCCUUGGCCCAGCUGCAGGCCUGGGACCAGGAGGACUUCAUGGCUAUAGAACUAAUUGAUGGCACCCCUACGUUGAAAGUCAACCAUGGCUCUGGUACAGUGGUGCUACAGUUGCCUAGCAACGUGAACGUGGCCGACAGGCGGUGGCACCGGCUGGACGUCCGCAGCAAUAGCAAGGAGGUGCGAUUCACUUUGGACCGCUGCGCGGGUGCAGCAGUGAUGGAGAUGGAAGGACUUGGCAGCUGGUUGACCACUGCAGACCACUCGUCGUGUGAAGUUGCUGGUAUCACACCCAACACUGACAGACACCUGAACAUGAGCCAGGUGCUCCAGCUCGGUGGCGUCAACGAAAACAUCCCCUAUGAAUAUCCGCAGCUCCAACACAAACACUUCACGGGCUGCAUCCGCAAUCUCAUCGUGGACAGCAAGCUGUACGACCUGGGCUCCCCGGCGGACGCUCACUCCAGCUCACCAGGCUGUCUGACCACCGAUAGCAGCUGCGUCAACAUGGGUUAUCCAUCGUGUGGCCACCGAGGUCUGUGUCACGGCGAGUGGGGCUCCUUCAGCUGCCAGUGUGUGCCUGGGUACACUGGACAUCAGUGCGAUGAAGAGGUUCCGGAGUAUUCCUUUGAUGGCCACAGUCAUGUUCGCUAUCAGCUUUCCUCCCCGCUGCCUGCCCGGAAGACAGCCAUCCAAGUGCUGGUUCGAACCCGCAAACACAGCAGCACUGUCGUCAGCCUGACCUCAAAAGAGCAGAGUGAAUACAUUCGACUUGAGAUCUUCCAGGGCCUGUUGUGUGUCCUCUACAACCUCGGCGAUGGGGACCAUAACCUCACCAUUCCCAACUACCGUCUUGACAACGGAGAAUGGCACGAGGUCUCCCUGGACAGGCACGACAAUGAGAUGACCCUCCGGCUGGACGGUGGUGGAGGGCAGCGGGAGGUUUCCGGAUCCGAAGGCCGGAGUCGAGAAAUCGUCAUUGACCCUACUGUGGUGAUGCUUGGAAACACUUUCCCGUCGGGAACCAACAAAAGCUUUCAAGGUUGCAUGAGAGAUCUACGGCUCAAUGGUCGCCACAUGCCGCUGGACAGCCAGCCUCGAGACGGGGUGUCCCAGGUCAGCGUUCAAGGUCUCUCGCCGGGGUGUUUGUCGGACUCCUGCAAGCGAAACCAGUGCAGCCCUCCGUUCACCUGCGUCGACCUGUGGAGGGUACACGAGUGCAGAUGUCCACCGGGUCACAUGAUUCGCGUCAAUGGAACCAGGAAGUCCUGCGUGUACACGCUGUGUGCAACCCGACCGUGUCACAGAGGAAACUGCGUGGCCCAGUCGCCCACCAAAUUCACCUGCCACUGCCCAGACGGCUACAGGGGGCGCUACUGCGAGACAACGCUGUCCAUCUACCGGGAGGACGUGGGCCUCAGCUUCAGCUCCCUCUUCGCCAUCUGCAUCUGCUUCAUGGCCUUACUAGUGCUGCUGCUGGGCAUCUUCCUCUACACCCGCUGGAGGAGCUACAAAGGACUGAAGGAGGGAGUCUACCACGUGUCGGCGCACCACGACGCCUGGGAGGACAUCCGGGAGAACGUCCUCAACUACGACGAGGAGGGAGGCGGCGAGGAGGACCAGAAUGCCUACGACAUGGCCGAACUGCAGAAGUCCCUCCAGCCGAGUCCGGCCCAGUCCAUCCAGUACUGCCGCUCCAGAGCCCUCCACCACCCGCCGCCCCCGCACCACCACCACCUCCUCCACCAAGCCCCGCCCAACCCCCCCGUCGCCCCACCGUUGGACCCCCUCAGCCGCACGGCGAGCUCCAGCACCCUCCCGCCCUCGGUGGCCUCCUCCGCCUCCACCGCCACCACCUCCGCCAGCCUGCGCCGGGACGUCCCCCCCACCAGACUGCACGCGCAGGGCCAGGCUCAGCCCUCCCAGCUGGCGCGCCGCUCCCUCUCCUUCUCCAGUCAGGACCUGGCCCGCUACCUCUGCGAGAUCAUCCGUGACGCGGACCAGCACCCGGACACCGGGCCCUUCGACUCCUUGCAGGUGUUCUCCACCGAGGGAGGGGGCUCGCCCGCAGGCUCGCUCAGCUCCUUCAGCUCCGCUGGUUUGGACCCCGGGUGCGGCGGGGACACGGGCGCAGAGGCCCGGAGAGAAGAGACGCUUGGGGAGUGGGGCCCCCGCUUCGAGAAGCUCCGUGCGCUGUACGAACGAGCCGAGGCCAGCGACCUUUAAGCGUCCGACAGUGCGAAGGGACCCUGUUCUGGGGCUGAAAAGAAGACUUGCAGAAAUCGCCUCCCCACGUCGGUUUGACCGCACCAACCUGUUUUACUGAGCCCCGUCUGUCAACACAUGGAUGGAGCGAUGGACAGCUCCACUACAACCAGCCAGCUGGAUUCAAAGCUUCUGAGUGUCUCUGCUGCUCUUCAUGAAGCCAUCGCCACUUAACCCCGCCUCUUUUCUAACGCUGUUUGUUGCUGCUCUGGUUGUUGUCGCCCAGAGGACCUGAGAUUAUCAUGAACACAACAAGGACUUUUUUUUUACACACUAGCAAAUGAUAGGCUGAAAUGUAUUUCCGGCCCGCUGCUGGUCCACUUGUAAAUAAACUUGAGCUCCGAGUGGUUCUGUGGAACGUGGUGGACACGUUGUGUUCUCGCUGCGUGGCUGUACGCGGCUUCUGUCAGUGUUUGUACGAGGGGAAAAAAAAGAAAAAAACAAGUGCUUCGACCUCCGCUGGGUUGCAGGGUCCAGUUAAUUUUUAUGUUUUCUCCCGGUAACGUGUCCUUUGCUGGUUUACUGUAUUGGUUGGGUGUUUUCUUCUUCUUCUUCUCUCCGUGGAUUGUAAAAGCAUCAAGCGACUUCUCAUCGUCCACGUCUGAUUUCCUAUUCCGAUGCCGCCGCCACUCCCUCUCACCUGCUCCGGGGAGAUGCUGCGCAGGGAAAUUCAAACAGCUUUGUAACAAAGAAGCGGGAGAGGAACGUGCAGGCGGAGCCAAUAGCCUCCCCCUCGCGCCGCUGCAUACUAAACCUGGCAACUUAAACAGAUGAGGGCUCGCUGGAAUACAAACAGCGGCGGGCGCUUCUCCAAGGUGACUGCUGGAUGAGAAGGAAGGAACCGACACCAGGCCGAGAUGUAUGACUCCAGGCGCAGACAAAUCAUUUAGGUCUUCUCCAAGUGCGCUGAAGAGUGCAUCCAUAAUAGUGACGGGAACAACAAGUGAGAUGUGGCUCUUUUCUUGUUGUUUCGACUUUGUUGUUUCUGUUGUGCUUUCACAAGUGCUCAAACAACAAGUUCAUUUUUUUUUUUUUGUGAUUUCUUUUCCGUCUGCUUUUAUGCAAUGGUUAUAACUGGUUUUGUGCUGAUGAUGUUUCAUGAAACACUUUUACAAAUGGUGAGGUUUCAUUGUCUUGUUUGAAAGCCAAAGAUUGUUGAGCAGACAGCACCAUCUAGUGGCCUCUGAAAGUGAAGACACUGUUUCAUGAAGCCUCACCAGUCAUGACGGGUGGAUGAGGUUUCGUGAAACAGUGUCCUGAUUUUCAGUGGCCACCAGAUGGCGCUGUCUGCUGUAAAAUGUUUGGACUUGAACAAGUCAUUCAAUGAAGCCUCACAUUGUUUCCAAACCAAGAGCGGAACUAGGACACUGUUUCAUCAACCCUGUAACACUGCUUCAUGAUACCUCAUCUACCCAUCACUACUAUCCUAGUUGCACCCAAACAUUCUAGUAAGGAUGUAACAGAAGGAUUUUGCAUCGCAGCGUUUUGAAAUUGCCAACUAUGACAUAUAAUCCAUGUCUGCUUUUCACCAAGCAACUGCACUGCACCUGAAGGAUGUUCAUUGGACUGAUGUGUUGUGAUGGGCUGGUGAGACCUCAUGAAACAGUGUCCUGAUUUUACGAGCCUGGCACUCUCCGCUCUAAAAUCUUUGGCUUUCAAUGAAACCUCACAUCAUUUUCUGAACCAUGAGCGCCACCUUCGGAGCUACAAAAAUCAGAUCACGGUUUCAUGAAGCCUCACUUGCAGUUUCAUGAAACAGUGUCCUACUUUUGAGAUGCUACUUGCUGUACAUUAUUUGGCUUUUAAGCAAGUAUUUUUCUGUCGCUUCAUAUCAUUUUUAAAGCAAGAGCGCCACCUACUGAUUCAUUAAACCUCAGCCCAUUGUUUUGUAUGUUUUUUUAUUAUACAAACUAGCAAUGCAAACGCAGGACAAUAUGACCAGGGUUGUAGUUAGUGAAGUGAAAAUGAAAUGAGCCAUGUCUAUGCAAAGUGUGCGACUAGUUUUAUCUUAUAAAACAGACUUUUGAAGGUUUAAAGGGAGCAUUUUUUCCAUGAAGACCUGCUCAGUUGACAUGAAGCACGAUGAAGAAUUUGGAUCUAAAAUAUCUCAUGGUCACAUUUCUUUCUGGUGUUUGACUUCCGUUCCCAAUUUGAAAUGACUUUCAAUUUUACUUCCAUGUGUCUGACUGUGUCAUUUAUUUUCAGGGUUUCUUUCUCCCCCCUGAUGCUUCUUUUCCGCAGUUGAACACCCAGUUUGAAUUCCAGCGCAUAAGCGGCACGAUCCAUCGCGGAGAAUCAUCUCGCUGAAGGGGAUCAUUUAAAACAUGAUCUAGACUGUGAUCACAAGUGCUUUUGUCACUUGUUUUCGACACAAAGCAGCUGAUUUGCAACUCUCUCGCCGACAACAAAGCAGGAGUUUACAAGCAUAUGAGGCAUAAAAGUAAAUGAGGAUCUGGGAAGAAGGAGCACAUCGUGUGGAGAUGAUCUGCCCGUAGAGGGUGAGUCAGAGCGAGGAGGAAGAGGAUGGUUGAACAAGUGCCUGUCUCUGUGGUGCCACUAUCACAACACGGAGAUCUCCAGCGCGAGCGCUAACAUGCUGGGAGUAAUGGGCUCAAUGGGUUGUUGCACCGCCAGCAACAUAAAGGCUCAGUAUUUUUAAGAGAACGCGGCUUCUGCUGUUCACUGAGUCAAGAACUGUGCGCUGGUGGGGAAAGCUUCAGGCGUCGCUCCUGAAGUUGGUGAAUUGGUCAUGAUGAGAGACCAAAAAAAAAAAAAAACCAAAGGAUGUAUGUAAAGUGAAAAAAAAAAAAUUAUAUAUAUAUAUAUAUAUAUGAUGUUGCAGUGUUGCGGAGGUGCACCACUGCAGGAAAGACGAAUGGGAUUUCAAGGAAUUUUUUUGGUUUUGUUUUUGUCCUGAAUGAGCCACUUGGCCUUUGGAAAAGAGACGCCUGGCACUGGCAACCUCACAUCCCCCCUUCUCAUUCAUCUGUACCAUAAAAGCAGCUUUUCAAGUGUUGUGUUCCGAGUGCAGACAUGUUGUGAGCAGAAGUCAUGUUCUUGCCCCAUCUGUAAAUCCAGAGUUGAUAACUAUUGCUUUUCUUCGGUCACCAGAAACAAAAACGUGUGUCUGUGGAUACAGAAAAUAUAUAGAGUAAAAUACUGCUUUUUUUUUUUUUUUUUUUUAAAUUGUCAUGAUGAUGCGCUUUGGAGAGUUCUGUGUUUUGUAUUUGCUUUCAUCAUUAUCU